Gastrolobium bilobum is the source of this 1220-nucleotide messenger RNA. RefSeq lists its product as uncharacterized. Lineage: Eukaryota; Viridiplantae; Streptophyta; Magnoliopsida; Fabales; Fabaceae. The record is from RefSeq and is a predicted model, not a curated record. The transcript is spliced from 9 exons. Gene Ontology annotation, biological process: developmental process involved in reproduction. Bases 229 to 1113 code for a protein of 294 amino acids.
CUUGUAAUUAAUUAUUCCCUCUCUCAACGUUACGACAGAUCGUUCAGGCAUAGAAGAGUAAGAAACUUCAGCUUCGAGCCACCGGAAGAAGAACCGAAUCGAAUCGAAUCACGUUCUCAUCUUGUCGGCAUUUGAGAAGCUGCAAGCCCAACUUUAUCCUUUUGGAUUCUCGUUGUUUCCCAACUGGAAUUCUCUUUCCAACAACUGCUUUCUCUGCCGUUUUGUAAAAUGGAGGUUCUGUACUCAAAGCUCUAUGAUAAGUACAUCAAACUCAAGACUAAGAAACUCUCUGAGUUGGAUCAGCUAAAUAAAGAACAAGAAGAUAAAUUUAUGAAUUAUUUGUCUGCUGCAGAAGAGUUGAUAGAGCACUUGAAGAGUGAAAAUGACCAGCUGCAUGAAAAAGUCAAUGACCUGAUAAGUGAAGUGGCUUCGGUUAGGCUUGCCAAAGACAAACAAGUGGCCGAAUAUCAGAGGCUUUUAAUGGAGGAAAGCAAGAAAAAUGAAGCUCUUUCUGAAGAAGUUGAGAAGUUGCAAAAGCUGCAGCAGGAAGGAACUUCUGGUGAUUUAAAUAAUAACAGUAAGGUCAUUGCCGAAGAUGAUCAGUUUAAGGCUAUCUCCAAUAGCUCGUCUAGAAGAAUGAUGAGAAAACGUAGUAGGAAGGAUGCAUUGGAAGAAGAAGCAAGGUUUAUAUCUCGUGAAAACGUUGAAGGUAAUUCCCUGGAGAGAGAGUCAACACAAAACUUUUGCAAGGAGCCGCUGGAGUGCUGUACUAGGACAAAUGAUCAAUCAGGCGUUGAUUUACAGGAAAGUGGCAAUUGUUACUGGCUUAUUCAAGCUCUAUUUGAGUAUGCACUGGGCAUGAAAUUAUCCACUGACUAUCAAACUGGACGAAUAUGCCUCUCUGCACUGCAUCAAUCAAGCGGCUACUCCUUCAAUUUAACGUGGAUUAGCAAAGCACCUGGAGAGGAAGCAGAGCUACUGUACCAUGUUCUAUCUCUAGGCACAUUUGAAAGAGUAGCUCCAGAAUGGAUGAGGGAGGACAUCAUGUUCAGCCCAACCAUGUGCCCCAUCUUCUUUGAAAGGGUAUCUCAUGUAAUCAAAUUGAACCACUAAGUUUCUGUUUUCAAUUCCAUUGGUUCUCCCUAUCCUUUGAAUACGACUUUGCUGUUCAUAUCUCCAGUUUAAUUAUUGUUUGGAGAACAUUUGAGACUAAAUGAAGU